Messenger RNA from Microthlaspi erraticum, 1512 nucleotides. The record is from the annotation of a GenBank genome assembly. Lineage: Eukaryota; Viridiplantae; Streptophyta; Magnoliopsida; Brassicales; Brassicaceae.
AUGGCGGAUUCUCACUCUCUCAACAAUCAGCUCUCGGGACAUACUUCUAUCUUCGGUUUACGUUUAUGGGUCGUUCUCGGCGUUUGCGUCGGAGCCGGAAUCGUUCUUCUACUGUUUAUUAUCUCCCUCUGGUUCAUUUACAGACGAAGCAACAACAACAAAUCUCUCGACUCCUCCUCUAAAUCGAAUCACACGAUCGUCCCAGUAGUUUCCAAGGAGAUUCAGGAGAUUCGGGUCGACCCAUCUCGACAGAAUUCCAACCCAAUUCAACCCGACCCAACCCCAGAGACACACCAAAACCAAGCUGUCGCUAACAACCGAGAAGACGAAAACAAAAUCCAUAUCGAAAUCGGAAAGGAUCAUCGGAUUUCGUACCCGGAGCGAGGAGGUUGGACUGGUUCCGGGUCCGGUUCCGGGUCGGGUGAUCAGGGCUUAACCAUGUCGGGUCCUGAGGUUUCUCAUUUAGGUUGGGGACACUGGUACACGCUGAGAGAGCUCGAGCUUUCUACAAAUGGAUUCGCCGACGAGAAUGUGAUCGGACAAGGAGGUUACGGGAUCGUGUACAGAGGCGUGCUUGAGGACAAAUCAAUGGUGGCUAUAAAGAAUCUGCUCAACAACAGAGGACAAGCUGAGAAAGAAUUCAAAGUCGAAGUCGAAGCGAUCGGACGAGUGAGACACAAGAAUCUGGUGAGGUUGCUUGGCUAUUGCGUUGAAGGAGCUCAUAGGAUGUUAGUUUACGAGUAUGUUGAUAAUGGGAACUUAGAGCAAUGGCUUCAUGGUGGAGGGUUAGGGUUAAAGAGUCCUCUUACUUGGGAUAUAAGAAUGAACAUUGUUCUUGGAACAGCGAAAGGGUUAAUGUAUUUACACGAAGGUCUCGAGCCUAAAGUUGUUCAUCGUGACAUUAAAUCGAGUAAUAUCUUGCUCGACAAGCAAUGGAACGCUAAAGUUUCAGACUUUGGGCUAGCGAAGCUCUUGGGUUCGGAGAUGAGCUAUGUGACUACUCGUGUGAUGGGUACGUUUGGGUAUGUGGCUCCUGAGUACGCGAGUACUGGGAUGUUGAAUGAGAGGAGCGAUGUUUAUAGCUUUGGUGUUCUUGUUAUGGAGGUGAUCUCAGGGAGGAGUCCUGUGGAUUAUAGCCGGCCUCAGGGAGAAGUGAAUCUUGUUGAGUGGUUGAAGAGGAUGGUGUCGAAUCGAGAAGCGGAAGGAGUUUUGGAUCCGAGGAUGAUGGAGAAACCGUCGUUGAGGUCGUUGAAGCGGACGCUGUUGGUAGCUUUGAGAUGUGUUGAUCCUAAUGCUCAAAAGAGACCAAAGAUGGGCCAUAUCAUUCACAUGCUUGAAGCUGAGGACUUGGUUCCAAGAGAUGAUCGGAGAAACUCCGGCGGGGGAGGAGGAGAUCCGGGAAGGUCACCGCGGAAGAUGAAUGCGGCGACGGAAUCAGAGGAUGAGAGUGUUAAUUCCGUUCUGAUAAAAAAUGACCAGCUAGCUUUGGAGAAGAAUGAGGAGAAUCAGUAA